Molecule: messenger RNA, 3523 nt
Organism: Etheostoma cragini (Arkansas darter)
Lineage: Eukaryota; Metazoa; Chordata; Actinopteri; Perciformes; Percidae
Product: adhesion G protein-coupled receptor E5
Exons: 18
Coding region: 440-2656 (738 amino acids)
Biological process (GO): cell surface receptor signaling pathway; adenylate cyclase-activating G protein-coupled receptor signaling pathway
Cellular component (GO): membrane
Molecular function (GO): G protein-coupled receptor activity; calcium ion binding
Source: RefSeq, a predicted model, not a curated record
ACUGGAGCGCAAAAGGAAAUGUGAAAGACGGUGGGGGUGGGGGUUGUGAAAGCAAUGUGAUACGCUGCUAGUGUGAGAAAUGUGUUCACAUGGAAAGAUAUGGAGUGAAAAAAAGAGUAAGGAGUGAUGUGACAAGACAAGGCCACACAGAUGAGUAAAAAGGGAGAAAAAGAGAAAGAGAGAGAGAGAGAGAAAGAGAGAGAGAGAGAGAGAAAGAGAGAGAGAGAGAGAGAGAGAGGGAGGGAGGGAGGGAGGCGUGCUCAGACUGAGAGUGAAUCUAAGGGAGGAAGAAAGCUGGUGAAGGUUCACUGUUAUUUUCCCGGCCAUACAAUUAUCCUCUUCAGUUCUAAACUCUUAUUAUAAGACAUCAACCAGAUUUACAAGAUUCACAACAAAUUCAAAGUCAUCAACUGUGUGUGGAUAUCGGUUUGCUUUUGACAUGGGGUCUGGGAAAGGGCUACUUCUUCUUGGCUUAUUGAGUAUGCUUGGGAAAUGUUUCUCUGCGUGUGGCAACGGCUUCAACGAAUUUAACGGUGGCUGUGUUGAUCAAGAUGAGUGUGAAGAUCCAAGACAUUGUGGAGAACACACAAAGUGCUUCAACACGAAUGGCAGCUUCUACUGCCAGUGCAUGCCAGGCUUCAAAAACAACAAUGGGCCAGCUAACUUUACGCAGUACAGUGGACAGUGCACAGAUAUCAAUGAGUGCACCGAUGGAACCAAUAUCUGCGGUCUCACUGCAACUUGUCAUAACUGGAUUGGGGGCUUCAACUGCACGUGCCGCUUUGGUUACACCAACAACAACAACAACAGUAGUCAUGGAAACUGCAAAGACAUAGAUGAAUGCCUCGAAGCUGAAAAGAAAAACGAAGAUCUCUGUGGAGUGACAGGGACUUGUAGAAACAGUGAUGGGAGUUACCAGUGCAAGUGUUCAGAAGGAUACACCACUUAUGGCAACGAAAGGACCCCAUGCUCAGAGCUUGACUGUGAAAUCUUCAAUGGAUACGACGGGAUUGCACCGUUGCUCGGAGGCCUGGCAGACAUUUUGUCCAUGAUGAGAAACAGCUGUUUAGCUCUGUCAAAACCAAGUGCCGCUGGUGAAGACAAAACAGAUGGAGAUGCGCUACUGGAGAACCUUUUCACAGCAACCGAUGCCUUCCUGUCCCCCGGUCAACUGGACAGCAGUGAAGAUGUGAGCGGAUUGCUCAGUACGAUGGAGAACGCUAUUAUGCUCAUUGGCCCACAGCUCAAAGACAACCGCACACAAAUAGGGGCCUCUGAGACAGAUCUAGAUAUUGCAGUGCAGAGGGGAAAGACUCCACCCACUGGACCAAUCCAUCUGACCAACGAAAAUGCUACACUAGACACUGACUGGACAACAGCAGCAGGGACAGGAUCGUACCCUGGUUUUGCUCUGGCUGCGUUGUUGAGCUACAAGAACCUUCAGAUAUCUGUUAACCGGUCCUUUGAAGCGCUCACAGGACAUGAAAAAGAUGGUGUGAACCCCUCCUUUCAGAUCUCCUCUAGAGUUGUGUCUGUUGUGGUCUCCAACCCAUCCACUCAGAACCUGAGCCGCUCUGUCAACAUCACCCUCAGACAUUUACAGGAUGUGGAGGAGUCAGCUAACUUGAAUUACGUCUGCGCAUACUGGACUGAGAGUGGGACCUGGUCCACAGGUGGUUGUUAUCAACAGCACUCCAAUGCCACACACACUGUGUGUACAUGUGAACAUCUGAGCAGCUUUGCUGUACUCAUGGCACUCUACCCUAUAAAGCACACGUUUGGGCUCCAGCUGGUGACCAAGAUAGGAUUGAUCAUCUCCCUGCUGUGCCUCAUACUGUGCAUCCUGACAUUCAAAUUCUGCCGCUCCAUACAAGGAACCCGAACCACCAUCCACCUGCACCUCUGUAUCUGCCUUUUCAUUGCUGACCUUGUAUUUGUGGCUGGCAUUUCACAAACUAAACCUGUGGGCAGCUGCAGGUUUGUUGCUGCGAUGCUUCAUUACUUCUUCUUGGGAGUGUUUACCUGGAUGCUGUUAGAAGGGGUGCAGCUGUAUCGCAUGGUGGUCCUGGUGUUCAACGCCACCAUUCGGCCCCUCUAUUUGUUCAUCAUUGGUUAUGGGACACCCCUUGUUAUUGUCGUCAUAUCUGCCAUCAUUAGACCAAACGAAUAUGGCACUGACCAGCACUGCUGGCUGUCCCUGAAAGACGGCCUCAUCUGGAGUUUCUACGGCCCCGUGUGCUUCAUCAUCAUCAUCAACGUUUUCUUUUUCAUCGUUACUGUCUGGAAGCUCGCCCAGAAGUUCACCAGCCUCAACCCAGACCUCUCAAAACUGCACAAAAUCAAAGCUUUCACAGUGACCGCUAUCGCGCAGAUGUGGGUACUGGGUCUAAUGUGGGUGUUUGGGGCCUUCCUGUUUCAAGAAGACUCUACAGCAGCAGCGUACAUCUUCACUAUCCUCAACAGCUUGCAGGGAGCGCUGGUCUUCGUCAUGCACUGCCUACUGUCUAAACAGGUGAGAGAGGAGUAUGCCCAUUUUGUCUCCUGUAUCUGCACACCAGAGAAGAAGAGAUUCUCGGAGUUCAGCAGUACCAAUCCAUCCAGUAGUCAGUCACAAGGUUCUCGCAGUGGGCAGCAUACCGGAGAAUCCCAAAUAUGAGGCGCUCUAUAUUUUAUUGUACCCCAGAGACAGACUACCACACCUUUAACCUAUCUCGGCUAACUUGGCCCUUGCCGGUUUGGAUGACUUCAUUUUUACAAUGUUGUUAUUUCAAACUUUACUUUAGUUUUUUUUGUAACACUGCACCAAUUGUUUAAUGUCACAUCUAAUUAAACAACUAAUUAUAUCAGACAGGUCUGAAUGGUCGUCUGAUUAGCCCCAGUAGUUACAUUGCAGAACUUUCAGACCCUAAUAAAGUUGAUGGGACCAAAAUAUACAUAAACCUAUAUAAUCUAUAAACCUAAUCCACUAAGUAGCCCCAUCUGACAAUUGAUUACUAAAGUCAGUCUUUACAUGUGUCAUUACUGUCAGAGUGCAAGAAGUCUUCUGUCUUUUUUUCAGGAACUCUGUGAACCUGACAACAUUUCAGUGUUUUAUUGAUUUGUCCAAAACAUAUCACAAUCACAAUAUAAGCUGUGUUGUCUUUGAAGGGAUUAAAAGUGAUACAUACAGUACAUGCUGUGUACCGACAAAGACUAUUUAUUUUCAAGUGCAGACUAUAUAAGUCUACAGUAUGUAGGCUACAAGAAAAUAGAAGUGACGCUCUUUAUGUUUAAAGCAUGAGCAAAAAGUUUGCACUGUAUUUUAUAUACAUUUUUUACUAUGUGGAAAAAAGGGUGGGGAUGAUUUUUGUUCAUGGGAUGUUCACAUAAAUUAUUCCAUGUUUCCAUGUUGUGUAUUUACCAGUAUGUCGUAAUGGUGUAAUGGAUGAUGCAAAUGCCCCAUGAAGUGCCUCUGAUUUUUCCUGCAUGUUCCUGCUAAUCCCAUGUAGCAAGGAUUUCAUGCUUUUUUCUUUUUUUUUUAAUA